AUGACCUUCACAGCUGAUGAUUGCCUCGGAGUCCAGUACAAACUUGAAGAUCCAUUGCUAAUCCUCGAGGAUGCCGAGGAGUCAAUGACGAAGGUCAACUAUCCGCUGAUCGGAUUCAAUGGCUCAUCGGCAAUCCCCCGCGGAAAAAUCACCUUACCAGUCACCAUCGGCAAAGGCCAAGCCGCAAGAAAUGUCCUAGGGGAAUUCCUAGUAAUGGACUGCGAUUCAGUGUACAAUGUCAUCAUGGGACGAACCAUGAUCCACAAAAUGCAGGCCAUCCCAUCAACACACCAUCAAAUGAUGAUGUACGUCUCGGACGCAGGCUUCGCCGAACGGGUAAGAGGAGUUCAGGAGGUCGCAAGGAGAACUUGCCAUACCGCUAUCCGGAAGCCAAGAUUGGGAGAUGGUUCCGAAGAUGAUGAAAAACAGGAGCCCUCAUGUGAGGAACAUGAGGCUAAGAGGAGAAAGGCUGAAUCGGGCAGUCUGGUAAAACCCGCAGAGGUUGAUGCUCGGCUCGAAAGUCCUUCUCUCGAGCCAGACCAAGAAAUGGAGGACGUCUUCCUAGAGGAUGACUCUGGCAGGAGCGUUCGAAUAGCGAACAUAGCAGGGAUAGAUCAGAAGAUGAUCUGUCACAAGCUGGAUGUCAGCGUCGAAGCCCGACCGAUUAAGAAAAAGAAGAGGAAGUACUCCUCAAGGAAUAACAAAGCCAUCGCCGAGGAGGUGAAAAAGUUACAAGAAGCAGGUUUUAUUGAACCAUGCAUAUAUCCCAAGUGGCUAGCCAGUGUGGUGAUGAUCAAAAGAGCAAACGGCUCAUGGCGCAUGUGCGUGGAUUUCACAGAUCUGAACAGAGCCUGUCCCAAGGAUUGCUAUCCUCUCUCGGUGAUAGACCAACUGGUAGACUCAACCAGCGGCCACGCACUGCUGAGCUUCUUGGAUGCAUUUUCGGAAUACCAUGAAGUAUUCAUGCACCCCGACGACAAAGCAAAUACAACAUUUAAUACAAGCGCAUGA
Messenger RNA from Spinacia oleracea (spinach), 1011 nucleotides. RefSeq lists its product as uncharacterized. Lineage: Eukaryota; Viridiplantae; Streptophyta; Magnoliopsida; Caryophyllales; Amaranthaceae. Bases 1 to 1011 code for a protein of 336 amino acids. The record is from RefSeq and is a predicted model, not a curated record. The transcript has 3 exons.